Messenger RNA from Mesitornis unicolor (brown roatelo), 1530 nucleotides. It is a transcript of the gene ZC3H12A, whose product is annotated as zinc finger CCCH-type containing 12A. Gene Ontology annotation, cellular component: cytoplasmic ribonucleoprotein granule; nucleus. The transcript is spliced from 6 exons. Gene Ontology annotation, molecular function: mRNA binding; metal ion binding; RNA endonuclease activity. The annotation marks the transcript as partial. Lineage: Eukaryota; Metazoa; Chordata; Aves; Mesitornithiformes; Mesitornithidae. Gene Ontology annotation, biological process: 3'-UTR-mediated mRNA destabilization; nuclear-transcribed mRNA catabolic process, RNase MRP-dependent. The record is from RefSeq and is a predicted model, not a curated record.
ACCGAGGCCCCACCGGAGGCCAAGGAGGCCCCGCUGGUCCCGCGGGGGGGGGCUGCCAACAAGACCCCAGCGCCCACACCAGCCCUGGAGGAGACGGAGAGCGAGAACCUGAAGCCCAUCGUUAUCGAUGGCAGCAACGUGGCCAUGAGCCAUGGAAAUAAAGAGGUGUUCUCCUGCCGAGGUAUCCUGCUGGCUGUCCAGUGGUUUUGGGACCGGGGACACAAGGACAUUACCGUCUUUGUGCCGUCGUGGAGGAAGGAGCAGCCGCGACCAGAUGUGCUUAUCACAGACCAGUACAUUCUCCGUGACCUUGAGAAGAAGAAGAUCCUGGUCUUCACCCCUUCCCGGCGCGUUGGAGGCAAGCGUGUGGUCUGCUACGACGACCGGUUCAUCGUGAAACUGGCGUACGAGUCCGAUGGCAUCGUGGUUUCCAAUGACACCUACCGGGACCUGCAGAACGAGCGUCCUGAGUGGAAGAAGUUCAUCGAGGAGCGUCUGCUGAUGUAUUCCUUUGUCAAUGACAAGUUUAUGCCUCCAGAUGAUCCCUUAGGGCGACAUGGUCCCAGCCUGGAUAACUUCCUCAGAAAGAAACCUGUGGUGCCAGAACACAAGAAACAGCAGUGCCCUUAUGGGAAGAAAUGCACUUAUGGAAUUAAGUGUAAGUUCUACCACCCUGAGAGGAUCAAUCAGCCCCAGCGCUCGUUAGCUGAUGAACUCCGAGCCAAUGCAAGGUUGUCUCCUACGCGAAGUAGCAGUGCCAAGGAGGAGAAAAAGGGCAAAAGAGGUUCCCAGGCAGAGCUGUUGUGCUCUGUGUCCCCAGAGAGCGAGAAGAGCUCUUUGCAGAAGGUCUCUGCAGACAGGAAGAGCUUGGCCCACAAGGCAAAGCCCAGCGAUGUUCCCCUUCAGGCCAAGGGCUGUGUGCCAGGCAGUGUCCCCCCCAGCAGCGGGAGCCACAGGUCCUGUGACCGGUACCAGCAGCCUCACAUGGACUCUCUGUCCUACGUUUCUCAGGAGCAUCUCGACUCAGGCAUUGGGUCUCUGGAGAACCAACUGUCUGACAUGUGGCCUUACAGAUCCACGGGGCACUGUGACCAUUCCCAUGCUGAGCAGGUUGCAUAUAGCCCCGAGAUGUCUCGGUCGGGAGCCCCUCACUCCUUUUCAGGCUAUGGGGUACCCAUGCACCCAGCUAACGCUGGGCAGUACAGUCUGCCCAGUGAGUACAGCCCCCCUGCGCCCCAUUCUCGCGAGUACUGGUCUGAACCGUACCCGAUGCCUCCUCAGGUGAGAUCCACUGCUGUGCGAGAUGCUCACCCGGUGCAGAGAGCCCCGGGGCCGGCGUACGGGGACUCGUGCCAGUGGGCCGUGUCCGACCAGUUUGCUAAGGAGAGGGCCAACGUGCACGUCAAGCUGUGCGGCAUCUUCCAUCCCCACUUGGUCGAUGCGGUCAUGAGCCGUUUCCCUCGGCUCCUGGAUCCCCAGAGGCUGGCAGCAGAGAUCCUGACGUACAAGUCCCAGAACCCGGGUGUGUGA